Molecule: messenger RNA, 3252 nt
Organism: Sycon ciliatum
Lineage: Eukaryota; Metazoa; Porifera; Calcarea; Leucosolenida; Sycettidae
Product: DNA repair protein XRCC1-like
Exons: 19
Coding region: 302-2434 (710 amino acids)
Biological process (GO): single strand break repair; double-strand break repair via nonhomologous end joining; base-excision repair
Cellular component (GO): nucleus
Molecular function (GO): damaged DNA binding
Source: RefSeq, a predicted model, not a curated record
AGUUUCCAGACCAGUUUGGUAUCUGUUCAAACGUGUCUGCGCUUCACAUUUUCUCAGUAAAAUCUCGUGCCAGGCACGAGACAGCUUGCUGCGCAAGGACUUCUCUCCUCUUGGGAAAGAAUUCCAGCAAGUCGUGCUGUUUCUGUAGUGGCCGGAGUACCUGUUACGUGUAGAUAUAUCUGCGCCGGUGUGAUUUUCGCCCGAAUAGUUCUUACCAUUCCGACGUAUUAUUUUUAUUUAACUCCCCCACAACCAGUGUUGUGUCAGAUCACGAGUAGCUAGUUCGUGCAAGUUGUCAAGAAUGCGUGAGCUAAAGCUCCACCAGGUCGUGUCGUUCAGCUCCGAAGACACUGUACACAAGGCUAGCAAUUUAUUGCGCUCAUCUGGACAGCAGAAAUGGUUGUGUGCAGCAGGUGGCGAAAAAGAAGCCAGCAUCAUCUUCCAGCUGGAGAAGGCAUGUGAGAUCAGCUCGGUCGACAUAGGAAAUGCCGGCUCAGCGUUUGUCGAAGUACUCGUCUGCCGCAGCACCUCCUCUGAAUUCCAGGUGCUUGUCGUAGCGUCCAGCUUCAUGACACCGGGUGACAGCAAGACAUGGAAGAAUAUAAACUCAGUGAGAAUGUUCAACAAGGAUGCACUGAGCAAGACCACGGCCGAUCAGAAGUGGGACCGGAUCAAGGUGGUGUGUCGUCAGCCCUUCAAUAAGGUUGAGAAGUUUGGCGUCUCGUUCGUCAAGUUCCGCGGGCCGGGAGAUGCGGACGAUGCAGAUGUGUCGGCAUCAUUGUCCACUGCAUCGACCACUUCAGCAGCAGGAGGAGUACCCUCGCUGGCAAGCACGCCUAGUUUUGGCAAGUUCAACCUCCGGGACGCUGCUUCUUCCAGCAACAUGUCGGUCGGAUCAUUGUUCGCCACUCGCAACGAUCAGCCCACCUCGACUACUGCGGCGUCGUCAGCUUCGUCCAUGGCUGCUCAAGCACGCGAUGCCAGCUCCACACUCUCAGCGAAGGCACAGCCCACCACCGCAGCUACAACUGGCGUCCCGAGACGAACGCCUAGCCCGAACCCGGACGCGUCCCUCAAGCCGUCAACGUCCGCCGCCGCAACAUCACAGAAGCGCAAAGCCUCGCCUAAGAUGCCCCGUGCUGACAGCAACAGCAGUGCGAACAGCACAGGUGGCAAGGACAACGCCGGCCAACCGCCGCCUGCUAAACGCAUGCGUCGUACCGGUGGAAAGAAAGCUGAUGUGCCGUUUGAGGAAGUCCUGGAUGGAGUAGUGUUUGCGCUAAGUGGCUUUCAGAACCCUCUGCGCGGCAAUCUACGCGACAAAGGCCUUGCCCUGGGUGCCGAGUAUCGAUCACAAUGGGAAACAGGCUGCACUCAUCUCGUUGCUGCGUUUCAGAAUACGCCAAAGUACAAGCAAGUCAAAGGUGACCGUGGGAUCAUUGUUACGAAAGAUUGGAUAGAGCAUUGUCAUACUGCUAAACGUCGCCUCACUACUAAGCGGUUUGUGUUCAGCGCGGCCGACGCAAGCUCCUCGUCCAGCGACGACGAGGACAACGACACCCGCUCCACGCAGCCCUACAGGAACGUUGCCGCACCAGCAACAGCAGCGGUGGCGGCUACUAAGACAACUGCAGCUGCUACGUCCGCCACCGCCUCCUCUACCAGUCAUAAGGGACAGUCACGCAACACGUCACACAGCCCCCGAGGCAGUCCACAGGCUAAACGCAAGGCAGUGGCUGCUGCAGCCAAAGCUGCUGUCAACUACAGUGAUUCGGAUGGUAACACCGCAGACACUAGUGCUGUCAGGGCAAGCACCGCUGUAGAUCGUGAGGCUACGGCUUAUUCCUCAGGCAGUGAUACAGAAGACGAGCUAGAAAGGCUCCGCGUGCAGCAACAACAGAAAGACGGCUCUUCUCCGGUGGGUGGAGAUGAUGCAGCUCGGUCGUCGUCAUCAUCGGACACUGAAGUGGAUGAGGAGAUGUCAGCUCUGCCUGCUGGACACAAAGCCGCUACACCGGUGAAGACAACGAGCAUCAGCAGUAGCAAGGCCACGGGCACACCAUCGUUGGUUUCCAACACUGUUGCGGCGGCGGCAGCAGCGGCGGCAUCGUCAUCGCAACGCCCGACAGGCGGCCGGCCUCCUCGACUGGCCAGCUUCUACGACGGCGUGCACUUCCUGCUGUUCGGCGACUUCAAGCCGUCGAUUCGCAAGGCGCUGGUCCGCUACGUGUGCGCGUACGGCGGAGUCAUCGAGGACUACAUGGCGGAUGAUGUCACCUACGUUAUUACAGACUCGGAGUGGGACAGGAAUUUUGAUCAGGCACUCGCCGAUGUUUCAACAUUGAAGUUUGUCCGGCCAUCAUGGGUAAUGAGUUGUCACGACAGUCAGAAACGAUUGCCCUUGGAUACGCAUGAGAUAAAGAAGCCAGAAUGACAAAUGACCGAACACCACCAUGACGUUUCUCAAUUCUUUUCCUGGAACUUCAUGGUGCUUAUUCCCCCUUGUGGAUUGCUUCGUUUUGUUCUUCAGUGGCCUUACUCACCACGGCCCGGGUAUGACUGCCAUGCUUUUCUAGACAAGUUCCAUGUUUUAGAACUUACUUCACUAAAUCCGGUCUCUAGACUGCACGAUAAAAUAAAAAGAAAUUCUCAACCAAUAUUUCGGCAUUGGGCCAUCAUCAGGAUUGUCCAUGUUUUCACGUUUUCUAGAGUUGGACUGUUGCACUCUGUUCGUUUUACCAUUGUUCAAUGUUCGUUUCACCUGUGCACGAUGUUCGUUUUAUCAGAUUAUCCGUACGUGCAACAGAAAAAUCCAUCUACCCCUAUCAAUCUGUUAUGCUACUUGUACAUCGUUUCAGGACGACUUCUACUUCAGGUCAACAUACCACUAGGUCAUUGAGUGAUUUUCGCAUAGCUGUUUCAUCAUGUGCUGGCAUCACAUCAAUCACAGUACAAAAUUAUACUCUCUUUUUUUAAUUAUUCUUUGAAGCAGCUGUUGGCUUGUUUUUUGUUUGUUUACCUUUUACAACGAAUGUUUCACUUCUCGAGUCCAGGGUUGUGACUAUGCAUUUGCAAACACUGUUUAUUUCUUCCUUUGUUUUCUCUCCAAAGGACAUUUACUAUUAGGGCAAGAUUUUUUAUUAAUAUUUUUUUAGGACUUGCAGAACCGUAACCUCUUGGAGGCAGCCUUUGACCUUUUUGAAAAAAAUUGCUCAUAUGCAUGUAUGAUAUGGCACCUUUGUUCUUUUCAAA